AUGAGUGCCGUUAUUUUCCUAAAGUCUGUUUUAUUCCCAUCUGCAGUAAAAAAGAAGAAAAAGACAAUAACACAACCAAAAAAAGAAAACACAAAUUCACCAGAGAUGUGUCGGAUUUGUAACCAAAUCACAGGUGAAAUUAAAAUUUUCGACAAAAAGAACCAUAUUAAUAUAAAGGAGGAAAUUAGGAAAAUCUCAGGAGUCAUUAUUAGCAAAUAUGAUAAAUAUUCAAAAUAUAUUUGUCAAAACUGUUUAGAUCUACUCCAAAGUUGUAUCAUAUUCCGUGAGAUGUGCCAAACCAACAACAAACAUUGUCUAAAAGAUGUAUCGAUAAAGAAAGAGUAUGUCUGUCCUGAUGACAACAAAAAAGACCUACAUGCAGAAAUAGUAAGCUGUUAUAAUAUUCCAUCACCAAAUUAUUCAGAUGACAACUUUGACAAUUGGGUUUGUUCCAAAUGCAAUAAAGACUUUUUGGAUGAGACAUUGUUAAAAAUGCAUGACUGUACUUCACUAAAUUCUGAACCCUUGAAAGUCGAGAGAAACAGCAUUUUCUUAUGUGACAUUUGUGGCAAGACUGCUAAGUCCAAUGCCAAUCUUUUAGUCCACAUGAGUACACAUGAAAAUGUAUUUCCAUUUAAAUGUGAUGAAUGCCCUUACAGAGGAAGAACAAUGGAUUUACUAAGAGUACAUAAGAGAACACAUUUAACAGAUAAACCAUUUAAGUGCCCACAAUGUCCAAAAACAACAACAACAUCUAGUAAUUUAAGGAAACAUAUAAACCGUAUCCACACAAAGACCCGUCCACACAAGUGUUCAUACUGUGAAAAAGCUUUUUCAAGUAAACCUUGUGUUAAUAAACAUAUCAAAGAAAUUCAUUUAAGGCAAGGAACUGUUGAAUGUGAGAUAUGUAACAAAAAAUUUAAUACCAAGAAAAUAUUACAGGGGCACCGAAAUAAAAUUCAUAAAAUAAAAGGUAUAAGACAUGGACGGAUACCUUCUUAUCUACAGUGCCAAACAGAUGAGAAUACUUGA
This is a messenger RNA of Leptosia nina, 1032 nucleotides long. Lineage: Eukaryota; Metazoa; Arthropoda; Insecta; Lepidoptera; Pieridae. The record is from the annotation of a GenBank genome assembly.